Messenger RNA from Phragmites australis (common reed), 675 nucleotides. RefSeq names its product ethylene-responsive transcription factor ERF017-like. Gene Ontology annotation, biological process: regulation of DNA-templated transcription. Gene Ontology annotation, molecular function: DNA-binding transcription factor activity; DNA binding. The transcript has a single exon. The coding region runs from base 1 to 675 and encodes 224 amino acids. Lineage: Eukaryota; Viridiplantae; Streptophyta; Magnoliopsida; Poales; Poaceae. The record is from RefSeq and is a predicted model, not a curated record.
AUGGAUGACGGGGCUGGAGCAAGCUGCGGCGAGGGCUCGCCGCCACCGGCGACGGGGCCGGAGCGUCGUUACAAGGGCGUGCGUCUGCGGAAAUGGGGCCGCUGGGUGUCGGAGAUCCGGAUGCCCAACAGCCGCGAGAGGAUCUGGCUGGGCUCGUACGAGUCCGCCGAGAAGGCGGCGCGGGCGUUCGACGCGGCUGCGGUCUGCCUCCGCGGCUCCCGCGCCGGGUCGCUCAAUUUCCCGGACUCCCCGCCCAACGUCCGGCACAUCCCUGGCGCGCUGCUGACGCCUGAACAGAUUCAGGCUGAGGCCACGAGGCACGCCAACCUUCAUGCCAGUUCGGUCAUUACGGCGGCGACAACUGCAGCGUCGCAGGAAGCGGCGCCCACGGAAGGAGCGAGCAAUAACAUGACGACCCUGUCUGUGCCGUCGAUUGGCGGUAGUGGUGCUGCAAUCUGCGCUGGUGACGACGCACUUGAUUGGUCUUUCAUGGAUACAUUGCCAUUAGCUCCAGCGUCGUCGACGGGGACCAAUGCCGAGCUCGUUCGAGCCAUGGAUGAUUUCAUGUACGGGUCCCCGCACCCAGUGCUGCCGCCGAGUGAAGAGGCAGCAGUGGAUAUGAUUGACGGCGAUGAUGAUCACACAUUCAUCUCAGACGACCUUUGGCGGUUCUGA